AUGGAAAGCUUCGACGAUGUGUCCCUAGUUGGCCCCGUGUCCGAGGAUCCCGCUGCGGUCGAUCACCACCCAGACUCGAUUCCUGCGAAAUCCUCGGUUCCGGUCUCCGCAAAUGGCUCGCAGCAGGGCCUGAACGACAACGAUGGGCUAGCCGUGGAUGCCUCGAUCACGCCCGAGUUCCCUCCCUUAUCGUACAACCCACUCUCAAACGACCAGAUCGCCGACGACGAGGGCGAUGGCGAGGAUGAAGAGCCUCGCGUGGCCACCUCCUUCGAGCGCGAGUCCUCGCCAACGUCAGCGCAGAAGCAGCGAUCGGGACUGGACAACAGGGAGGAUGAGGGCAUCAGCCGCAUGCGCAAAUUUACGCUCUACGAGACCGCCACCCGCUUCUACAUGGUCGGCAUUAAUAUGGCGGAAACGCGCUUUCGCAUCCUCAAGAUCGAUCGGACUUCAGACUCGGGCGAGCUGAGCAUUACGGAGGAUGAUAUGGUCUACACCAAGAAGGAGAUGAUGCAGUUGCUGGACACCAUCGACGAUGGGAACAAGAGCUCGGGUGGAUUGGUCCAAAAAUGCAGCGCGUGGGCCCUGCUCGGCUUCAUCCGGUUCACGGGGGCCUAUUACAUGCUCCUCGUCACCAAGCGGAGCCAGGUAGCCAUGCUGGGUGGUCAUAAUGUCUAUCAGAUCGAUGGGACGGAACUCAUCUCUUUAACGGCGUCGGAUUCGUCCCGGGCUAAGACGGAAAAACACCCCGAGGAGGCUCGCUACAUCACAAUCCUGAACUCUCUCGACCUCAGUCGGUCUUUCUACUUCAGCUAUUCCUACAAUAUCACCCGCACGCUGCAGCAGAACAUCUGCCGGGAACGCAAAGCUCAUCAGGAUGGAUUGCCCAAACGCUUGCCGCAAGAUUACAACACCAUGUUUAUCUGGAAUCAUCACCUUCUGAGUCCUGCUGCGGGCAGUCUCAAAAAUCCCUACGAAUGGUGUCUCCCCAUCAUCCAUGGCUAUGUGGACCAGAGCAAGAUGAGCGUGUAUGGACGGACGGUCUACAUUGCCAUCAUCGCACGACGCUCCCGGUUCUUUGCGGGAGCCCGUUUUCUGAAACGCGGUGCGAAUGAUUUGGGCUACGUGGCCAACGACGUCGAGACCGAACAAAUUGUCUCGGAGCAGACGACAACAUCCUUCCAUUCUGCGGGCCCCAUUCUCUACGCCAACCCGCACUACACUUCGUAUGUCCAACAUCGUGGGAGCAUUCCUCUCUAUUGGACUCAGGAGAACACCGGCGUGUCCCCCAAGCCAGAUAUUGAACUCAACCUGGUUGACCCCUUCUACUCUGCGGCGGCCUUGCAUUUUGAUAAUUUGUUUGAAAGAUACGGAGCUCCCAUCUAUGUUUUGAAUCUGGUCAAAUCUCGAGAGCGAACACCGAGAGAAUCGAAGCUGCUCAAGGAGUUUACCAACGCCGUCACUUAUCUGAACCAGUUUCUUCCACCGGACAAGAAGCUCAUCUACAAGGCCUGGGAUAUGAGUCGUGCAGCCAAAAGCCGUGAUCAAGAUGUUAUCGGGACGUUGGAGGGGAUUGCAGGAGACAUCAUGCCGAAAACUGGCUUCUUCAAAAACGGCGGUGAUGCCGAAUUUGGCCUGCGAGUUCAAAAUGGCGUCGCUAGAACGAAUUGCAUUGAUUGUCUCGACCGAACCAAUGCCGCGCAGUUUGUCAUUGGAAAGCGGGCACUUGGUUACCAGCUUCAUGCUCUCGGCGUGAUCGAUGAGACGACGGUGGAGUACGAUACAGAUGCCAUCAAUCUGUUUACAAACAUGUGGCACGACCACGGAGACACCAUCGCCAUCCAAUACGGCGGCUCACAUCUAGUCAACACCAUGGCUACAUACCGCAAAAUCAACCAGUGGAGCAGCCAUUCCCGGGAUAUGGUGGAGAGCUUCAAGCGGUACUACAAUAAUUCGUUCCUUGACGCUCAGCGCCAGGAGGCAUACAACCUGUUUCUGGGCAAUUACAUCUACUCGCAGGGUUCUCCGAUGCUGUGGGAUCUUCCAACUGAUUAUUACCUGCACCAUGCCGACCCCCGAUCCUAUCUGAACAAGAAACGACCCAACUACAUUUCCUGGUAUACGCCCGAGAACUUGAAGGAGAAGGAAAUUCCGCCCCUUCCAUCCCGUCCAAGAGAAUCACUGUCCCAUUUUGAUGACUACUGGCUCGAAUACUAUCGCCCUCUAGCCAUGUCAACCCUUUCCAAGAUCUUCUCCUACAAAAUGAACUCGACUCUCCGCUACAUCCCCCAUCCCCGUCCAGGACUCGGCCCAACCGACCUCAGCCCCUUUGUCCAGCGCAUUCCAGCAGACCAACUUCACCGUGACCGUCCAUCAACGCGAAGCGUCAAGAUCCAAGAGCCAUCCGACAACCGCAAUGCCCUGGCCACACCCCCAAUUCCCGAGCCCCCCUCAGCUGAGAAACACCCCCCAGCAACAGGGAUAAUCAAAGAACCAACAUACCAAGACCCGCCACCGUCUCGCAUCCCGCCCAUCAACGCACCCCCGUCAACACCAAGCAAAGCCCAAAUCGCACAAUGGACACUCGGCCAACUUGUCUCGGACUCCCUAAACCCAUCCGUCACAUCCACCGAAGCAGAAGAAUACGAGCGCUACAUCAACCACCCGCUCAAAGUCCCUCUCGUCGUCACCUCCGAAGAUGAAAUGACCGCCGCCUCUCUGCGCGAGCACAAGCCCAACCUCGAUCUACUCGAGUAUGCCGAUAAGACAAACGUCGAGGAGUCUGCGCUCGAGGCGAACGCUGAGGAGAAUAUGGCUGAUUAUGCGGAGUUCCUUCGUGUCUCGCAGGAUGGAUUGACUGUAGUUGGGGAGGACUAUCAGAAGAAGAGGUAUAAGCGCUACCGGCAGUGGCUGCGGGGGAAGAGCCUCUUCAAGCAGAGGGUUGAUGUUUGA
Molecule: messenger RNA, 2952 nt
Organism: Penicillium riverlandense
Lineage: Eukaryota; Fungi; Ascomycota; Eurotiomycetes; Eurotiales; Aspergillaceae
Product: phosphatidylinositol-3,5-bisphosphate 5-phosphatase
Exons: 1
Coding region: 1-2952 (983 amino acids)
Biological process (GO): phosphatidylinositol dephosphorylation
Cellular component (GO): intracellular membrane-bounded organelle
Molecular function (GO): phosphatidylinositol-3,5-bisphosphate 5-phosphatase activity
Source: RefSeq, a predicted model, not a curated record